UUACUCAGCACAGCCGGCGUCCCCACAGCCCGCGGCCCGGCAGUCGGGAGAGCGCGGGGCCGCCGAGCGGAGCGCCGGGUGCAGGGAACUGUCAGGAGAUGAACUUGAGACCUGUAGAUAGAUGUGCUAUGGAAAGGUUGUGUGAGUUAAGAUGAAAUGUCAGAUGCCUUAAAACAAGGAGAAUAGAGUAAAUGCUUAUCUUUAGUGGGCUGAUUUCCAGCAUGGUACUUGUCAAAUUCCAUUUAUCUUCUUAUUUCUGAGAAAAAACUAGAAGAUGAAUAAUCUUUCCUUUAGUGAGCUGUGUUGCCUGUUCUGUUGUCCACCAUGCCCAGGGAAAAUUGCCUCCAAGCUGGCGUUUUUACCUCCGGAUCCCACAUACACACUGAUGUGUGAUGAGAGUGGUGGUCGCUGGACUUUGCAUCUCUCUGAGAGAGCAGACUGGCAAUAUUCUUCUAGAGAAAAAGAUGCCAUUGAGUGCUUCAUGACUAGAACAUGUAAAGGCAACAGGAUUGCCUGUAUGUUCGUGCGUUGCUCACCUAAUGCCAAGUACACUUUGCUCUUCUCACAUGGAAAUGCUGUUGACCUGGGUCAGAUGAGCAGCUUUUAUAUAGGACUGGGCUCACGGAUUAAUUGUAACAUAUUCUCCUAUGAUUAUUCUGGAUAUGGUGCAAGUUCUGGGAAGCCAACAGAAAAGAAUCUAUAUGCUGACAUUGAUGCUGCUUGGGUGGCUCUUAGAACAAGGUAUGGAAUUCGCCCUGAAAAUGUGAUUAUAUAUGGCCAGAGUAUAGGAACAGUACCAUCUGUGGAUCUUGCUGCUAGGUAUGAAAGUGCUGCUGUAAUUCUUCAUUCUCCACUGACUUCAGGGAUGCGAGUAGCUUUUCCUGAUACCAAGAAGACGUACUGCUUUGAUGCAUUCCCGAACAUUGACAAAAUUUCUAAAAUAACAUCUCCUGUCUUAAUAAUCCAUGGAACUGAAGAUGAAGUAAUUGACUUUUCACAUGGCCUGGCGUUAUUUGAGCGUUGUCAGAGACCUGUAGAGCCACUGUGGGUAGAAGGAGCAGGCCAUAAUGAUGUGGAACUCUAUGGACAGUACCUUGAAAGGUUAAAACAGUUUGUGUCACAGGAACUGGUGAACUUGUAACUUUCGUUGUGUAUUUACAUGUUUUUUUCAUUUCACUGCAGAACUGCACAUCUUGAUAAAUUUGUUAUUUAAAACCUGAAUGUUGUGUUUUCAAAUCAUCUUGGUUGCCUUCAUUAAAUGUACAGAUAAUGAUUUGUCAACAUAAUUAAUGAAGGUUUUAAUGCCACAUUAGAAACUGGAAUUACAUGGUCAUGCAGUCAGACUUGGCAGUUCAUAUUUCUUUGUGUGAGGUUUUUUCUUCUUAGAUAUAAAGAAAAAAAAUCACAAGGCGUACUGUAAGAAAAUUUAAUUAUUUAAAACCAAAUGCUGUAAAAGUGUUGCCAAGUGCUUCAGCAUAUCAAAAACAAGUUUAUAAAUAUUUUUUAAACAUCUCAAGGUGUACUGUGACUUACUCUGUUGCACAGGUGUAAUUAAAAAACAGACUUCUAAGCAGUUGUUCUGUAAAAAUGUAAUAGCCAUGAAAUUUGAGUAAAUACUAAUGUAUGUAAUGAGAAUAAACAGUCACUGAAAACUACUCAUGCCCUGUUACAGGGAGGGGGGUGCAAAAUAGAUAUAUUUUCCCAUACUUUUCGUUUCCUUUGUGCUUAGUUUUCCUCUAGUUAUUUUGUACUCAUGUUGUCGCUUAGCUUUCAGGAUAAUAAAAUGUACCUUCUCAUGUUCUCAGGAGUCCUAAUCUUGCCAAAAUAAUUCCACAAGUUAUUAUAAUUGUAAUGCAAGUAUCAUUCAUAUGAUUACUACUGAGGCCAUUUCUUUGAAAAUAGGUGAAAUACCUCUUUGAAACCAGUAAGACUUUUAAAACCUAGAAGACUUGUUGAACCAUGUAGUUUUAAACACUGAUUUUCUAGAGUCACAGUGUGUCAUUAAGAAGAAUUUUGAAGUAUAUUCAACAUAAUAAAAAAUUUGCAACUUUGCAGUUGUCUAUCAGGCUUAAUUUUGGGUGUUUAGUAUAAAAGCUUAUUGUUUCUUGAGUAUCAUAUGGAAAUUUUACUAAUCAGGCCUGGGUGUGGUGAGAGGAGAAGAGAAUAUUGACAUUUUUCUAUUAACUCAUCAUGAAAUAAACUUAAAUAGCCUUUCCCUUGAAUGACUGUGCGUGAAUAAAACUACGAAAAAUAAACUUAAUUAUAUGUAGCCUAAUUGUAAACAAAAUAAUUUUCCAACAAUACACACUGUGCUUUUAAGGCCUUACAUAGUUUAAUUGUUCUGCUUGUUUUUGUGAUUGAGACUAUUGUAUACUUAAGUGUAGCUUUGAGUAUUGUGAAAACUUUGGUUAAGAGGUGUUGAUUAACAGUAAACAAUAUCUCACAAACUUUUGCAGUUCUUCCUUUUUCUUUUUAUUCAGAGAAGUAGCAGCAGUUGCUUAUAGUAUCAAAAUACUUAGCAACUCCCACUUUAUUCAAGGAAAUCUGAUAUCUAAAGCAAUAACCCAUUGUUCUGAAUUUCCAGCACCUUUAUCAAAAGCUUCUGUUCUGA
Molecule: messenger RNA, 2611 nt
Organism: Oenanthe melanoleuca
Lineage: Eukaryota; Metazoa; Chordata; Aves; Passeriformes; Muscicapidae
Gene: ABHD17B
Product: abhydrolase domain containing 17B, depalmitoylase
Exons: 5
Coding region: 275-1141 (288 amino acids)
Biological process (GO): protein depalmitoylation
Cellular component (GO): plasma membrane; endosome membrane
Molecular function (GO): palmitoyl-(protein) hydrolase activity
Source: RefSeq, a predicted model, not a curated record